AAUAUAAAAUAUAAAAUUGCAAUUAUACACAAAUAUACGUAAUUUAUUAUUCAUAAUAAUUAAUGCUGCAAAAUCACAAAAACAAACUAUUUCAAUUAUAUUUAAUAAAAAUAAUUAAUAAAACAUGUGAACUCAAAAUUUACAAAAUAAAAUUGGUUUAUGUGAUUUUAUGUAUUUUAAAUGUUAAAUAUUUAUCUUAAAAUUUUGAAAAUUUAAUAAACAUAAUUAUUAUGAGAUUUAACGAGACUUAACGAAUCUUAACGAAACUCAACGAAACUUAACGAAAGUUGAGAUAAAACACAUUGAACCGAUUUUAAUUUUAAAUUUUUCAUUUUAUUUUAAUUUUGUUUACUAUAAUUGAAAAUGCAUUGCGUCUAGUUUUAGUUAUAAAAAAAACAUAAUAAUAAAAUUGAAUGAAAAGUAAAUUUAGAAAAAUAAUAAAGAGAAAAAUAUAUUGGGGCUUUUCUGCUAAAAUAUUAAAAAAUAACUAAGUAAUAUUAAAUAAAAGAAAAUUGUUUGUGAUAAGUUUUGUGCAAUUUUCAAAAAUGAAAUAUUUAAAAAAGAAAAUGCUUUAAAUUUAUUUGCUUUACAAAAAAAUACAAGGAAAAUGCUGAAAAAUUAAAAAAAAAAAAAUAAAAACUAAAUUAUGAAAAUUCUGAUAUGAAAAUAAUAGGUUGAUCCUGCUUUAGCAAUUUUUAACAACUAUACAAAUAAUAAAGCGUCGAAAAAAACAAAAAUCAAUGCAAAGUCAGAAAGCUCGAGCGUUUUCUUUCGCUAAAUUUUUUUUUUGCUAAAAUUUUCAAAUAUUCAGAAAAUUUAAAAUUUGUUUUUGUUUCAUAUUUUAAUAUAAAAUUUUCAAAAAUAUAUUUUGAUCUUUUAUUAAAUUACAUAAUAUAACAGACUAAUAAAUAUUAUAUAACAAAAUAAACUAAAACAAAAAAAAAAUAAAUCAAAAAAGAUGACUGAACAAGAUAAUUUUGAGGAUGAGUUGGUAUCUAGCAAUCCGAAUCAAAAGAAUUGGCGUGGAAUAUGUAUAGCAAUAUUAGUUAUAACAAUUGUAUUGGCACUUAUAGUAACAUCAGUUGUAUUACUUACCCCUCCUGAUGAAGGACCAAGAGUUAAAGGACAACGUAUUAAAUUACAAGACGUCAUUGAUGGAUUAUAUCUGCCUCAGCGAUCAAAUGGAACAUGGAUAAAUGCGGAAGAAUUUUUAUAUCAAGAUCAAUGGGGUCAAAUAUGUCUAUUGAAUGUUGCGAAUUCAUCAGAUCGUGUUCUGAUGUCCAAUAUUACUUUUAAGGAUUUAUCGCCAUAUACAUUUUCAUUAUCGCCUGACAAACGUUUUAUAUUGGUAUCACAAAAUGUCCAAAGGAUAUAUCGACAUUCAUUUAUAGCACAAUAUACAGUGUUUGACAUUCAAACGAGUGAAAGUAUAAAACUUUCAAUACGGUCACGUGAAAUUGGUGAAUCAUGGCCAUAUCUGCAAUAUGCUCAAUUUAUACCGCAAGGAAAUGCAAUAAUAAUGAUCUAUAAUUCUGAUAUAUUUUAUACACAAGGACCACGUUCAAAACAUAUUUAUCGUGUUACAAAAGAUGCAAAACCGGGAAUCAUAUCGAAUGGUGUUCCUGAUUGGUUAUAUGAAGAGGAAGUUUUAUAUUCGAAUCAUGCAAUUUGGAUGUCAGAUGAUGGCCAUCAAAUGUUAUAUGCUUCAUUUAAUGAUAGUCUUGUUGAAGAGCAACAUUUUGCAUGGUAUGGUACACAGCAACAAUAUAAUAAUGAUGGUAUAAAAAAUAAUUUCAAUGGUAAUAUUGGUAAUAGUAAUUCUGGAGGAAGUGAUUCACCAUUAUAUCCAGAAAUUAAAUCUUUAAGAUAUCCAAAACCUGGCACACAAAAUCCAGAAGUAACAUUGAAAGUAGCUGACUUAGCAAAUCCGAAGAAUAUUGUUACAAAGCAUGUUCGUCCACCAUUAUCAUUAAAGGAUGUGGAUCAUUAUUUUACGAGUGCCAGUUGGAUAAGUCAAACAGAAAUUUGUAUAAUUUGGUUGAAUCGUGCACAAAAUAUGUCAAUAAUUUCAUUAUGUAAAAGCCCUCUAUUCCAUUGUAUUGAGAAUAUUCGAAUUAGUUCAGAUAAUCGAGGUUGGGUUGAUACAUUGUCUGUGCCAUUUUUUGCUACAAAUUCUUCAUCUUAUAUAACAAUAUAUCCUUGGAGAGAUGGUGCAGCAGGAUAUUUUAAACAUUUGGUACAUGUUCAAGUUAUGGGAGGUAGAAUAUUACCAUUAACACAUGGUCGUCAUGAGGUCAAUAGAAUAUUACAUUGGGAUCAAAUACAUAAUAUUAUUUAUUUUCUUGGAACACCAGAAAGAUUACCAUCCCAACAGCAUUUAUAUAGAGUAUCAGCAAUACCGCCAAGAUUAGGACAACCAAUGCCAGAUCCACAAUGUAUGACAUGUCCACCAAUAAAUAAAGGUGAAACAACAACAAAACCACCACCAAAAUUAGUUACAGCUUGGGAUGAUGAUUGGGAGGAACAAGAAGAAGAAUUAGUAACAUUACCACCACCUCCAACGCCACCAACACCACAACGUAAAAAUAAAAUAAUUGAUGAUUUUGAAUCAAAACCAUGUUUAUAUCAUACAGCAAGAUUUCCACCAACAGCAAGUGCUGAUUAUAUACUUAUAGAAUGUCUUGGACCAACAAUACCAACUAGUGUUAUUUAUUCAAUAGUAACAAAAAAUGUUAGUAUGUUCAGUCAAACAUCAUCAUCAUCAUUAUCAUCAUCGUCAUCCGAAUAUUCAAAUAAUAAUCAUAUUAAUAAUCAAAUACCACCAUUGGAAUUAUUAAUGACUGUACAAAAUAAUACGAGACUGAAACAAAAAAUUGCAAAAACAGCAAUGCCACAAAUACGUGCAUUUCCAGUUAUGAUAUCUGGUGGUUAUCAUGCACAAGUAAGAUUAUUUUUACCACCAGGUUUACGUGAUGAUGAAAUAACUAGAUAUCCAGCAAUAUUACAUGUAUAUUCUGGUCCAGGUACACAAUUAGUUACAGAUAAUUGGCAUGUAGAUUGGAAUACAUAUUUAGCUAGUUCAAAAGAUUAUAUUGUGAUACAAAUUGAUGGUCGUGGUUCUAGUGGACAAGGUUAUCAAUUAUUACAUGAAGUAUAUAGAAGACUUGGUACUGUAGAAGUUUCUGAUCAAAUUGAAGUUAUGGAAUAUCUUAGGGAUAAUUUUGCAUUUAUUGAUGGUCGUCGUAUUGGUAUAUGGGGUUGGAGUUAUGGUGGUUAUGCAGCAGCAUUAGCAUUAGCUAGUACACAAUCAAUAUUUCAUUGUGGUGUUAGUGUAUCACCAGUAACAAAUUGGAGAUUAUAUGCAUCAACAUAUUCUGAACGUUAUUUAAGUUUUCCAAAUGUUACCGAUAAUUACAAGGGUUAUGAAGAGGCUGAUUUAACAAAAUAUGUAAAUAAUUUACGUGAAAAAUAUUUUCUAUUAGUACAUGGUACAGCAGAUGAUAACGUACAUUUUCAACAAUCAAUGAUAUUAGCAAAAGCAUUAGCAUCAAAGGGUGUUCUAUUUAAACAACAAAUAUAUCCAGAUGAAGGUCAUAGUUUAGCUGGUGUUAAAAGACAUUUAUAUCGUUCUAUGACCGGAUUCUUUGAUGAUUGUUUUAAAAAACUGAUUGAAGAUGAUCCACAAGAGAGUUCUGCUGAACAUUUUCUAGAAUUCCUAUAAAAAUCUUAUAUAAAAACUGAAAUUAAUAAGCGAAACGCAAGAGUACCUUAAUCAUUUUAAUCAAAAAAUAUUCAUAUAACAUUAAAAUAAUUUUAAUUUUAAUAUAAAAAACAAUAUUAAAAAUGUUAAUGAAAUAUAACAAAAUAUUUUCAUAAAAAACAUAAAUUAAAUGUUGCCAACAGAAAGUAAAAAACCAAAAUUGUGAAUUUCAUUCAGUGUGAAUGUGUGAGUGCAUACAAUACAAAGAAUAAAUAAAAUAAAAGUCAAGACGAAACUCUGAAUUUUCGAAUAAAGAAAAACCAAAAAUAUUUAGAAAUUUAAAAAAUUAU
Molecule: messenger RNA, 4050 nt
Organism: Condylostylus longicornis
Lineage: Eukaryota; Metazoa; Arthropoda; Insecta; Diptera; Dolichopodidae
Gene: Dpp10
Product: inactive dipeptidyl peptidase 10
Exons: 14
Coding region: 959-3721 (920 amino acids)
Biological process (GO): proteolysis
Molecular function (GO): dipeptidyl-peptidase activity; serine-type peptidase activity
Source: RefSeq, a predicted model, not a curated record